Messenger RNA from Eleginops maclovinus (Patagonian blennie), 4376 nucleotides. Its product is annotated as serine/threonine-protein phosphatase 2A 56 kDa regulatory subunit gamma isoform-like. Gene Ontology annotation, cellular component: nucleus; cytosol; protein phosphatase type 2A complex. Gene Ontology annotation, molecular function: protein phosphatase activator activity. Gene Ontology annotation, biological process: signal transduction; protein dephosphorylation. Lineage: Eukaryota; Metazoa; Chordata; Actinopteri; Perciformes; Eleginopidae. The record is from RefSeq and is a predicted model, not a curated record. Bases 104 to 1837 code for a protein of 577 amino acids. The transcript has 16 exons.
GACAGGCUGAACCGCCUUCAGUGAGGUGCCCUGAGAGUUGUCAAGGUUUGGGUUGUGGAGUACCGUUAUCUGAGAGGGGAGCAAGGGCGGCUACGGUUGUACAAUGCCGAAUAAAACGAAAAAAGACAAGGACUCCCUUAAGUCUGGUAAAGUGAGCAAGAGUGGAGGACAAGACAAUUCAGAGAACGAGAGCUCUAACAGGAAGGCUAGCAAUAGCGCACCUCCCACCACUCAGCUGCUGAAGGGGAAGCAGCCAGGUUCCCAGACACCUGUCAAAAAGGAGAAGAGGCAGAGCUCCUCUCGUUUCAGCUUGAGCAACAACAGGGAGCUGCAGAAACUGCCUGCUUUCAAAGAUGUUCCCCCUGCAGAGCAGGAGAAGCUGUUCAUCCAGAAGUUGCGGCAGUGCUGCGUCCUCUUUGACUUCGUCUCAGACCCACUGAGCGACCUGAAAUGGAAGGAGGUGAAACGGGCGGCGAUAAGCGAGAUGGUGGAGUACAUCACCCACAACAGGAAUGUCAUCACAGAACCCAUCUACCCAGAGGUGGUGCACAUGUUUGCUGUGAACAUGUUCAGGACGUUGCCGCCAUCAUCAAACCCCACGGGCGCCGAGUUCGACCCGGAGGAAGACGAGCCCACGCUAGAGGCUGCAUGGCCUCAUCUACAGCUUGUUUAUGAAUUCUUCCUACGGUUCUUGGAGUCACCUGACUUUCAACCAAACAUAGCCAAAAAGUAUAUUGACCAGAAGUUUGUAAUGCAGCUCUUAGACCUGUUUGACAGUGAAGACCCCAGGGAAAGGGAUUUUUUAAAGACUACUCUUCAUCGCAUCUAUGGCAAGUUCCUGGGCCUGCGAGCGUACAUUAGGAAACACAUUAAUAACAUAUUUUAUAGGUUCAUUUAUGAGACUGAACAUCAUAAUGGAAUAGCAGAAUUACUGGAAAUAUUAGGCAGCAUAAUCAAUGGCUUUGCAUUACCAUUGAAAGAAGAGCACAAGAUAUUCCUGUUGAAAGUCCUGCUGCCUUUACACAAAGUCAAGUCUCUCAGUGUGUACCACCCACAGCUGGCCUACUGUGUUGUACAGUUCUUAGAGAAGGACAGCACCCUCACGGAACCGACCGUAAUGGCGUUGUUGAAGUACUGGCCAAAGACGCACAGUCCAAAAGAGGUGAUGUUCCUGAACGAGCUGGAGGAGAUCUUGGAUGUCAUCGAGCCGUCGGAGUUCGUCAAAGUCAUGGAGCCGCUCUUCCGACAGCUGGCCAAGUGUGUGUCCAGCCCACACUUCCAGGUGGCAGAACGGGCUCUGUACUACUGGAACAAUGAGUACAUCAUGAGCCUGAUCAGCGACAACGCUGCCAAGAUCCUGCCUAUCAUGUUCCCAUCGCUCUACCGCAACUCCAAGACCCACUGGAACAAGACGAUCCACGGGCUCAUCUACAAUGCUCUUAAACUCUUCAUGGAGAUGAACCAGAAGCUGUUUGAUGACUGCACCCAGCAGUUCAGGGCAGAGAAAAGCAAAGAGAAAGCCAAAUGGAAAGAGAGGGACGAAGCGUGGCUGAAGAUCGAGAACCUUGCAAAGUCAAACCCACAGUUUUUGCCGUUCGUGGACUCGAUAGGCUGCGAUGGUCCGAUAGACAUGGAGACAGACGGGCCGCUGCUAGACGAUGUCAACCUGCUAAAGAAAACGGUGGAGGAGGAGGCAUUACAGAUCCAAAAAGAUCAGCGUAGAGAGCGCCCGUUGAUGAGGAGGAAAUCUGAACUGCCCAGGGACAUCUGCACCGUUACAGCCUUGGAGAUGCACCGGAGAGCCGACGAGAUGAUAACGCCGCACGACGGCCACUAAGAGACCACCCCGGAUCCACCAUGAACCAGCAGCAGCAGCAGCCGCAGCAGAGGAACCACAGGCCCCCAGGGGCCAGCACAACGUCCCAACUCUGGUAUCUCAGCCCAUCACAACACAGAACUGAGCAGCUCCACCUGACGCAGAAAAAUGUCUAAAGCGGCACGUCCAACUAGCCUUGUUCGCUCUUCCCCUUGUCCAGCAGAAACAUCUGUGAUGCUGUAGUGUUGUAAAUGACCACAAAGUGCAUUGUGGCUCUUGAACUUCACCCCAAAAUACUGUAGUGUUAUCUCCUGUGUUUUUCUCCUCAGCUCUUUCUGUUUUUCAGGGUCCCGCGCUGCCCCCUCCUGGUCAUCUCUCUCAGGUGUUCUGUUCUGUGCGUGAGCCGUGGUCUCUUCUAGCCUCUUCUCUAUAGACGUCAGGUGCUUGUUCAAAUACCAUGAGCCUUGUUUGGUUUUUAAAACAAAAAUCAUCGGUGGAUGAGAGCAGUCAUUUCUAUAUAUUUAACAUAAGCUAUUCUCAUUUUAAGUAGACAGUUUAGAAAGCUGUUUAUAUUUGAUUUUCUCCUUCACAUAGUAUAUUAGGGAGUAAAAAACACUUCCUAUCAGUACAACUGCUCUGUUUGGAGCUUGCUUUUUUCCCCCCAUCUGCUGUGAAGACUCAUUGAUUGUUCUGUUAAUCAGGACAGGGACAUCUAGUACAGUGUGUGUCCGGAUUAAAAGCGUUACGACACAACUCCACACAGCGCUGACCCGACAGGUCUACGUUAUGCUUUCAUCGAACAGAUCUUUGUGCUAUUGUAAAAGCAUAGUCUGGUGCCAACUUCUCCUAGAAAAAACAAUCAGUUUUUAAUUGUGUAGGCAAUAAGUUGACGCCGGUUUGCAGUGUGCGGCUCAGACAAUGAUCAGACAGUUUGUUGUUACGUGUUUGGAUCUAUUUGAUUGGCUCUUGGGACGGGUCCAGCCCGAACACAGUUACAUGAGAGGGGAUUGUGGGAUUUAUUUUUGGUUGCUCGCUCACGUCCAGCCAUGGUAGGAGUGUGUUCAACCCGGCCAUUAAGCAUUCAGUACAAGUCGCUGUCUUUCAUGUUGGGCUUACGAGAGGUCAGAGAGAUGCUGUUCUGGGACUGACUCUAUGCUGCUGUGUGUUUGAGACGUCAACAGGGACUGUGCCGAUAGCGAUCGCUUUUUCUACUCUUCUCAAGCAAGACCCUUUUUAUUUAUAAAACACUUGUUAGAGAUUAGACUGCUUUGAGAUGAGGUGUGUUUGCUUUGAACAUGAGCCUUUCUUUUCACAGUGCCUUUUAUAGUCUAAGGGGAUAUUUGCUCCAAUGAGAAUCGAGUAGUAGCAUGAACAAAGAAAUGCCAGAUCAUUAACAAAAAAAGUUUUCGUUCAAGUCCGUACGUGGCACACCUCCAGCUGCUGCCUUGUCGAAGCUACAAAGUGGAUUUCGUAGUUAAAAGCGAGAGAGCAGAAGCAAGAGUGGUCGCCCCAAACUACCGAGCGAUGAAGCACUUCCUGAUAAAACUUGAAAGAAGAAAAAAAAAAAAACUAGAAAAGAAUCCGUGAUGCUGUCUGUCGUGGUGUGUGGGGUGGAUAAGAGCUAGCCUCCACAGGAGAGGAAAUCUUUUCUGUCCCAUUCCGCUUUUGAUUUGUAUCGUUGUUUGACCCCGUCUGCCUGGACCCCCCCCCCCCCUUCUCCAGUAGAAACCUACUACCAAGUAGAGCUUGAUAUUCUAUUGAAUCUGCUUCUGGAUGCUUGCAAUUUCUUCUUGUUGUGUUUUUUCUCCUUCCUUUGCCUGCAGAACCUCUCAGUCAGUGUUUCAACUGAAUGUGCAAAUUGUAAAUAAUACUGCAGUCACGUUUUUUUUCUGUUCCCUCUGUUUGUCUGGAAGAAACACAUUCACCAAAGGCUUCUUACCUCACCCCCUCUGCCCCACAGAGGAUUGUAAUGAAAGUGAUCUCAUCCCUUCGGUGAUGUACAUCCUCUGUCUGUUGGUUGUCUGGGUUUGUUACGCUCACUGGUGACUGUCGUUCUUCUUGAAAUGGCUUUAAUAUUGGCUUCUUUGGAGCUCUCUUCAUGUCACAUAAGCUUUGUCUUCUUUCAAAAGAAUGAAGUGUCCUUUAGUAUACGUCUCAUACUGAAUGGCUUCUGAUAUUGUACAUAUAAUGUACUUUUAUUUUAUGUUAUAACUAUUAAAUGGUAGAUUUAAUAUUUUGUACAAAAUACCCUGUGUACAGAAAACAGAGGUUAUUAUUAGCAACUCCAGGCAGUUGGUAUGUGGCACAGACUUCAACACACGUGACUAUUUACAUCUAGAGAACCGUAUAGAAUUUGGAUAGUUUUUUAUCUAUUUGUAAUCUGACAUCUUUUCCGUUUUAGUUUUUCAUCUUCACACGUGUUGAGAUUCUACAUACAUGAGCUUUUUUUGUGUGUGCUUUUAUCCAAAUCUCCAGUGGUGUUCAUCUAUCUAUAUACAGCAAAUAAAGAGAACAUGUGAGUUUUAUAUUUUCAUCCUAAAAAACUUUUCUGAGACUCGUU